AUUUUGUUUGCUUGUGCGUUUUCGUGAAAUCUCGUUCAUGUAGGCAGUGUGAGUUGUUCUCUCAACCACCUAUGUUGCUAUCACAACUAGAAGGUUCCAGUAGCAACAUUUUCAACAUUUUUGUAUCCUUGUCAGUUCGCAAGACGGACCAUUAGCAAUGGGCGAAAUCAAGAAUCUGCUUGCAGUAGCCAGGGGGGGGUCUAAUUUUGCCAAAGUUCGUUGAUGUUUGAUUCGUGUGAACAUAAUGUUGGCAUUGUGUUCUUUUUGCAAGACAUGAUUGAAAUUGCAGUGUUUGCCACCAAAGCUGCAGCUGUGAGAAAUCAGUCCGUCCGCAAGUGUCACAGCAGGUCCUGUUCCUGUGAGGUUUGGACAUGCCGGACGAAGGCAGACCAAAAGACUACAUUCCGUUCUUGGAAAAUGGCACAGGUCCACCCCCUGAGUUUGCCCCUAGCCAGGUCAGAAGAUGGAGUACUUGGGCAUCUGUAAGCAUUGUCGCGUGUGGUCUAGUGCUUCUCGGUCUGACGAGACAAGCAGUACGGACCAACGUCAAUGUCAGCAAGGUGGUGGCCCUUUCAGACCAGGGCUAUGAUUGCCUGGGCAAAGCCGAGGUCCUGGAUGACAAGGGCAAGCAAUGGUGUUGUUCGAAGGGACUCAUCCCAUGCGGAGCAGCCUCCAAGCUUGCUGAAGAUAGCCACUCUCUCUUCUCUGAAGACUUGUUUCCUGACUCCAGAGACAGAGACCUAUCCGACAUGCACAAGAGCAGCAAGGAUGCUUCUCAUGUACUCCACCGAUCAGAUGCCGUCACAGCUCAAAGCGGUAGUGGGGCCUUUGUGGGCGACAUUGCUGGUUUCAAUCGAAUGCCUUUUGAUUCUGCCUACAGCCAUGGCCCACUGAUUUCCUCUGAGUCUGCCUUGGGCACCGGUCCUGUGUUGCAUGCUGAUUCUACUUUCAGCACCGGUCCUGUGGUGCAUGCUGCUUCUGCCUUCAGCGCCGGUCCUGCGGUGCAUGCUGCUUCUGCUUUCAGCAACGGUCCUGUGUUGCAUGCUGCCACAUAUAGCGAUGAGUCAGCGUUGAGCAGCAGUCCAUUGAUGGAUGGGGAUUGGCACGAUGUGCAUGAGCAGACCUUGCCUGUCCACCAUAUUUGGACUAAUACCGCCAAUGACUAUGUUCCUGGGGAAUUUGCACAUGCUCUACAUUAUCCUGCGGUUGAGCCAGUGACAUCAAUUCAUUUUGUUGGAGACAAGGACUGUGAAGCAGGCUUAAGUUCCAUGGACCAAUGGUCCCAUGAGAUGAAAGUCCAUUGCUGUGCUGUGAAGCGAAUCGGCUGUGAGCUCAUGAACUUCGAUUGCAAGGUCUCUGAUGGUUGGGAACACAAGUGGAGCUCCAAGCAGAAGUCCUUUUGCUGCGAAACCGUUGGCAAGGGCUGUGCCCAGUCCAAGAAGAACUUCACCUGCCACACCAGCAGUGUGAACCAGCCCCUGAUUUGGACCAAGGAGCGUCGUGAGUGGUGCUGCCUCCAUGCAAAAGUUGGGUGUCCAAGUUACAAGAUGCCGUACAACUGCAAGGCCGAGACGCAGACGAGCUCCGCCAAAUGGUCUGAGAGCAAGAAGACAUGGUGCUGUAAUCAUUUCGCCACAGGCUGCGCAAAGGAGACCUCAAAGACCUAUGAUUGCAAGGCUGGCAUCAAAGGAGCCUCAUUGUGGUCAAGCCUGAAGAAGGCAUGGUGUUGCCAUCAUGAGCAAGUGGGAUGUGAAUCAUCCGGCCAUGCAAUGGUCAAGUACGACUGCUUGGAGGGCUACUCCACUUGGCAGAGGAGCUGGUCACCAAAGAAGAAAGCCUGGUGCUGUGCAAAAGCGAAGAAAGGCUGUGAGGAACAUUUUUCUUGCGAUCGACACCAAGAGCCUUUCUGGUCUCCAGCUGAGCGGGAAUAUUGUUGCCCUGCUGGCCAUUGCAGGUCAGAGUCGUUCGACUGCAAGGCUGGCUAUUCCCAUUGGCAAAUGCUCUGGCCAUCAGACAAGCAGGAGUGGUGCUGCAGCAACUAUGGCCGUGGAUGCCCUCCUAACGAUGCCUAUGACUGUAGCGACAGCUCUAAGGUGCAUGGCUGGUCAGAAUCAAAAAUUAUGUGGUGCUGUCAGCACCGUCGUGUAGCUUGUGGAGCAGAACGUCCGUUUGAUUGCCUGGCAGGAUACAGCAAAUGGCAGCACGGGUGGUCCUCGAAGAAGAAGGAUUGGUGUUGCAAGAAGUUCUCAAUUGGUUGUCCUGAGGCAGUGGAAGCGGAUACCUCACCAGUGGACCUGGACAAAUCAUCGGAAUCAGGUGCAGAUGAUUUUGAUUGCACCGCAGGCUACCAGUCCUGGAAGACUGGAUGGUCGGACACAAAGAAGGGCUUCUGCUGCAAGAAAUACAAGCUUGGAUGUCCUGAUAAAUCCUCUGGCUGGGUUCAGGAAGUUCACAGUCUUCCAACUGCACAUUUGCAGCAUUUGCACCAUGUGCACCACUACCACUUUGGCCACUGGAGCCAGGCUGACUGGUCACACCUUGGCCAUGCCUUUUGGGCAACGCACGGCAGUCACAAGACUCUCACGACUCACAAGACUCACGAGGCCAUCGACUGCGUCACAGACUUCAACCACUGGCAGGAAAGUUGGUCUUCGAAAAGGGCGGCGUACUGCUGCCAGAAGUACCACGUAGCCUGUGGCAAAGGUGACAAGCUAGAUUUGGCUGCCAAGUGACUCUUGCUUACGCUGUUGCGUGACUAUCCAACAACAGUGUAGAGUCUGUGUUCCGCUUAAACAUGAAAUACUUUGUUUUCUCAGAAUGAAGAACUUGGAUAGUCAGCUUUGGCCCAAAAUCGUUGUUCACCGUGCAAGCCGACAUCGGCCUGAUUGAAUCAGUGGUCACGGUGUGCAAAUCAGUGAUCGGCCCCCACGCUUACCUCCGUUGAAUGAUGCA
This is a messenger RNA of Durusdinium trenchii, 2952 nucleotides long. Lineage: Eukaryota; Dinophyceae; Suessiales; Symbiodiniaceae. The record is from the annotation of a GenBank genome assembly.